AUGCUCGCACUCUCCCUCACCGCCAACAAUGCGCGUGCGCAGAUCCACGCAGGCUAUGACCACGAAGAAAUGCCUCCGCUCGUCGAUCGGCCGCCCAUCUCUCACUGUCCUCCCUCCAUCUUCUUCAACUUCUCCAACCUACCUCCUCCCCCAUCCACAUCCGCAUUCAUAUCCGGAUUCAACUCCACAUCGGUCAAGGGAUUAGACGUCGACGGGUCGGAGAGCGAUAUGCCUCCGCUCGUGGAGAGACCGAGGGGGCAGAUGGAGUACACCUUCAUCAACACUAUCGAUAACGAGACACAACAUGUCAACGACGGCAGUUACAUCAGUAACAAUAAUAAUAACACAAACUACAACCAACAACAACAACAUAACGCGCCUCUGACUAUCGCGACACCCUCUCGCGACGCGUCGAGUCACGGUUAUGGAUAUGGACACGGAUACGCGUAUGGCCAAUUCGAGGUCAUCACAUCCAACAAUAACUAUUCGCCCUCUCCAUCCAGCCACAACCACAACCACGCGUACUCUUUCCCCGCAUCUUCAUCGAUGCUCACGCUCUCGCCAUCCACACCCGGCGCAACCUCUUCAUUCUCCGAGUUUUACGCGAGCCCUUCACCGAUGAUGUCGCCCGUGUCGCCCGAUCAUUCUCAUGCAUCGCCUUCUUUCGCGUUCGCUGUUCCGCAGGGUCAACAUACCGCGGUACCUACGUCCAACUCUCCCGCUCUAUCUUCUGCUCAGGCUGUAGUCGCCCGGCUUUCCCCUGCUCCCCCUCCACCCUCUUCCUCUUCCUCACCCUCCAACCCAAACCCUCCUCCAUCCCAAUCAACCGAAACUCAAACUCAAACCACAUCCACAUCCACAUCCACAUCCACAUCCACGCAACCCCAACCCCAAUCCCGCCCCCGCCCCCGCACGAAAAAACCCCCCCGCGACGACGGCUACAUCCCCCGUCCGCCGAACGCGUUCAUCAUUUUCCGGAGUUCGUUCAUCAAGUCCCGUGCGAUUCCGGGGAGGAUCGAGGGGAGACAUAGUUCGUUGAGUAAGAUAUGCGGCCACGUAUGGAAGAAACUCCCCCCUCACGAACGCGCGAUCUGGGACGCCAAAGCCGCAGACGCGCUGGAGGCGCAUCGGGCGCGAUAUCCGCAUUGGAGGUUUUCGCCUGGUGAUAAUAAAGCCGCUGCGGCCUCUGCUUUGUCCAUGUCGAUGUCUUUGAAUAGUAUGCACGCCGAAGGGAAUGGGGGAGAGAAUGGGCAGCAGGGGGAAUGGGAUUGGGGGGGCGUUGGUGUGGAUGAGGGCGGGAGUAGUAGUGCGAUGCCAAAGAAGAAGAAGGGUAAAGGUGGGAAGGCUAAGGGCGCGCAAGGGAAGGGCGCGAAAGGGAAGGGCAAGAAACGUAAGAGGGGUGAAGAGAUCGAAGCAUAUUCAGACGCACAUCAUGCGGAUGACGCAGAUGCGGAGAAUGGGGAGGACGAAGACGAGAGUGCACGGGCGAGGACGAGAGCACGGAAGGACGAUGUCGCCACCGCCACCGCCAAUGUCGAGCCCUCGAUUGAGAUAGAAACAUCGUCUCCCGCUCCUGAGAACCCCGCCGCCAACGACGACCACGCCCACGCCCACUCUACCACAAGUCUUCCCCCGGCAUUAACUACGAAACCCCCCACCCAUCCCCAUCCCCAUCCCCACACUAAAUCAAACCAACACUCCAACCCCCCAACUGCAGCCUCGACCGCAGCCUCGCACACCCGUCGCGACGAACGCUGCGAACAGAUCGCCUCUUUUAUCCAUCGAGGAUUGAAAGGUGGGGAGUUGGAGAGGGCGAUCUGGGAGUGGGAGGUUGAGAGGGAUGGAGGAGUCGUUGAGGUGGAUGGAGUAGAUGGAGUGAACGGGGGAGAAAGGGAAAGCAGGGAGGUGAAGAGGGAGCGAUCGCCUUCUGUCGCUUUCGAGGAAGGGCAUCAGCCGUCGGCGAAUUCGAACUCGAACGCACAAGCCAAAGCCGAAGCCGAAGCACAAGUACAAGACGAACAGUCCCAAGCACAAGUCCCACAAGAGCAGCCUCAAGUGCCACUGACGGCCAUGUACAUGCGACGAGGAUCUGUCGAUUCGAUUCAGGCUCAGGUGCCGGUAUAUGAGAAUGGGCAGAUGCAGAUGCAGAUACAGGCUGGUCAGGUCGGUCAGAGCCAGAUGUAUGCGCAGGGUUAUACGUGGAACGAGAUUCCACAGCAUAACUCUUACACCACGAAUCAACCAUACGCCACCGUCACCGCCACACCCUACGUCCAGGUCCAGGAUAACAUCACCACAUCCAGGCCACCGUUGUCGACGUAUUCGACUUUGACGGGUUGGGCUGGACAAGCGUCUAGCCCUGCUCCCGCCACGACGCAACAAGGACAAGGACAAGGACAAGGAACAUACGGCACUUCGACCUACGCGACCGCGAACGCGGCCUUCUUCUCCCCCGACGCAUCCUCUAGCUCUUCCGCCUUUGGCAAUACUACCGACGCAGCUUUCGCACUCGCAAACGCCACAGCCGACGCCGCCCAGUACGCAAACGCCCGCCCGUCGAUGACGCCCGAUUUAUAUUAUUCCGCUUCGUCGCCGGAGGAGUCGUCGCCUGAGCCAUUUCCGUAUCCGCCUUUCACUGCACCUUCGAGUGCGGCUACGAACGGGUAUGCGAGUCAGGGCGGGUGGGGUGCAGAGGCGUGUUCGCAGAGUCAGGGUCAGUAUGGGUAUGGGUACGGAUAUGGGCUGCAAGGAGAGGGGCAGGCCGUGCCGGAUGUGUGGGGGAAUGGGUAUGUAAGCAUGCAGGGAUCUGAGGGCGAGGUGGAUGGGCCUUAUGGCCAUGGUGCGUAUCAACUGGAUGCGGGGUGGGGGGUGUGAGUUUCCAAUGGUGGUAAAGGCGGGAAUGGUGGCGAGAUUUUCUCUUUUCUCUUUUCUUUCUUCUUUUUUUUCGUUCUGGAUAUUUAAACUGGAACAAGGACCGCUUGUUGUACUUCUAACUUCUAACUAUACACCCACCCCCGCCCUUCGGUGAAGGUGGCGGGAUGGGAUGUCCUUUUUUUCUUCUCUGUCGGUCUAUCUAUCGUAUGCGUCUUCCUUUCCUCUUCCUUUUCAUUUUCCUUCGCGUACACGAUGCGUCUUAUGCCUCUUGCUUUUUCUUUUUGCUCUCCCAUGCUUUCAAAUUUCUUUCCCCACGUCGUACACGUCCGGAAACGUUCUUCCUUCCUUUCAUUCUAUCUUUUUUUUCUCUCUCUCGCCGGAUACACAAACGCACAGUGCACUGCUAUCCUCUCUAUCUCAUCUGUCUGAACACGCGGAAUAUACUCAAUAUGCAACUAUACAUGUUGUAUUUCUUUUUUCUCCCUCUCUCUGCUAUCUCUGUUAUUUCUAUCCAGAUCUCCGCUCAUUUCUAUCUCCGGUGGAUGUGGAUGUGGAUGUGGAUGUGGAUGUGGAUGUGGAUGUGGGUGUACUUGUAUGAUUAGGAUCCUUUGUUGUGCGUUAACGGGUGUUGUGUGUUAAGUGGUGUUGUGUUUCGUCGUGUCGCGUCUUCUCGUAUGAGUCCCUCUCCAUCUCUAUCUCGGACAAUCUGAACUAUCCAGUGUUAUGUGAAA
This is a messenger RNA of Stereum hirsutum FP-91666 SS1, 3605 nucleotides long. RefSeq lists its product as uncharacterized. The transcript is spliced from 4 exons. The record is from RefSeq and is a predicted model, not a curated record. Lineage: Eukaryota; Fungi; Basidiomycota; Agaricomycetes; Russulales; Stereaceae. The coding region runs from base 1 to 2874 and encodes 957 amino acids.